Molecule: messenger RNA, 11695 nt
Organism: Phlebotomus argentipes
Lineage: Eukaryota; Metazoa; Arthropoda; Insecta; Diptera; Psychodidae
Gene: HUWE1
Product: E3 ubiquitin-protein ligase HUWE1
Exons: 19
Coding region: 167-11377 (3736 amino acids)
Biological process (GO): positive regulation of protein catabolic process; proteasome-mediated ubiquitin-dependent protein catabolic process; protein polyubiquitination
Cellular component (GO): nucleus
Molecular function (GO): protein binding; ubiquitin-protein transferase activity
Source: RefSeq, a predicted model, not a curated record
UUUGUAGGCAGAGUUUUGAGUGAUUGUGUGCACAUUUGCUGUGGUCUGCAUUUUAAUCUGUUGCAGUGCAUUUUCACGGUGAAUCAGCCGCGCGUUCCCACCCAUCUGUGCCUGAGCGCCCCAUGGGCGCACCCCAGUAGCCGCCGGGAGCGUCACAAAGCCGACCAUGAAAAUCGACACGUCGCGCCUGAAGCGGGGCAACUCGGACGUGUCCCCCGAGUGCCAGGCGCUGAUCGAGCGCCUGCGAUGUUGCUCCCGGACAGAAUUGGCCGCGGAGCUGGCCAAGAUUGAGUCGUGGACGUUCGGGAAGUGCGAACUCUACCACUGGAUUGAGGUUCUGGACAUCUUCGAUAGCAUCCUGGAGGAGGCCACGGACAUCCAGCGCAGCGAGUGGCACAUCGAGAUUGAUGUCAACUUCAGCAGUGAUGAGGUGAAACUGGUGCUACUUGUCCUCAACUUCACCACCCUCCUGAUCGAGCACAGCUUCUCGCGUCACCUGUACAGCUCGAUUGAGCACCUGAGCGCUCUGCUGCUCUCCGUCGACAUGGACAUCGUGCUGGGCGUCCUGAACUUGCUCUACAUGUUCUCGAAGCGCAGCAACUACCUGUCGCGUCUCACAGGUGACACGCGUGCUGCCCUGCUCGGACGCCUCAACUUCAUCGCCGAGAGUUGGGGCGGACGCGAGUACGGCCUGGGCUUGGCCGAGUGCUGUCGUCCGGACGCCCAACUGCCGCCCAGCGCCACCAUCUUCUACUAUGAGUACUAUAACAAGCGAGGCGAUCUCGAGACCAUCAACAUGGAAGACGUGCGUGGAAAGUUCAGUGAUCCACGUGAUCUCACCGUCCAUCUGCUGCAGAGAAGCACAGACAGACUCACGGAUGAACAGCGAAUCCACCUAUUUAUGCGACUCCGUAGCUCAAUGCGCUUCCAUGAGCACCGUGCACGACUGCAAUUUGUCCAGGCGCGCUUGCAGGCGCUGUCGGUGCUCGUGUACUCCGAUGCCAUUCACGAGAAGACCCACUCACUGAUCUAUCCGGGCUUCCUCGAGGAAUUGGUAGAGUUGCUGGAAUUGGCGGGCGGUGACUUGGUGGAGAUUCACGCUGCCGCGUUGCGCACCAUGACGUCCAUCAUUCACCUGGAUCGCAAUCCGACACUGCCGAAGAAGCCAAGUUCACGCCUCGGCAUGAUCAUUGAUGUCACCGGUGCCAAUUCAUAUCACGGUUUCCUGCCCACACUCGUGCGCGGCUGCAUUGGGAGUCUCACGGCGCCCACGGAGACAUUUCCUCUGCCACUGGCCACGGCUCUGUUCAGCUUCCUGUAUCACCUCGCCACGUACGAGGUGGGCGGCGAGAGUCUGGUGGCGUGUGGCAUGAUGGAGAGCCUCCUGCGCGUGAUCAACUGGCAGGGCACUGAAUUGGAGCACAUUACCUUUGUCACGCGUGCUGUGCGCGUGAUUGACCUAAUCACAAACAUCGACAUGGCGGGAUUUCAGCUGCACGCCGGCCUGGCGAGCUUCAUAGCGCGCCUGGAGAUUGAAGUGGCCACGUGUAGGACAGAUCAGCCAGAUGAGAUAGCUGGCGAGGAGGCGACCAGCAUGCAGGAGGCGGCAGAGAUGCCACGGCAUCGUGGCGGUGUCUGUCUGCCACAGCGUGCGGCUCUGCUCAAGUCAAUGCUCAACUUCCUGAAGAAGGCCAUCCAAGACAGGGCGUUUGCCGAGAGUAUUCCACAUGUGAUGGAGGGCACACUGCCCGCCAGCCUGAGACACAUCAUUAGCAAUGCGGAGUACUACGGACCGUCGCUCUUUCUCCUCGCCACGGACGUUGUCACAGUGUACGUCUUUCAGGAACCCAGUCUCCUGUCGGCACUGCAGGACAAUGGACUGACAGAUGUGGUGUUGCAGGCGUUGCUGCACAAAGACGUACCGGCAACGCGAGAAGUUCUCGGCUCACUGCCCAAUGUGUUUAGUGCACUGUGUCUCAAUGGUCGUGGUCUUGAGGCCUUUCUUGCCUACGGUCCCUUUGACAGACUCUUCCGCGUGCUGCUGUCGCCCACUUACUUGCCGGCAAUGCGGAGACGUCGCAGCAGUAUUGGUGACACGGCCACAAAUCUCGGAAAUGCUGUGGAUGAGUUGAUGCGACAUCAGCCACGUCUUCGUCAGGCUGCCACUGCAGCCAUUGUGAAGUUGCUACGAGAUUUAGUGGAGUUGGGUUCGAGUGCGCGUUUCGUCUGCUGGCGUCCACCGGCCACAGUGACGCCACGUGAUGUUCCUGCAAAGAAGACAACGCCUGCAGAUGCUGGCAGCAGUGAUGACGAGGAGGAGGACGAAGAGGAGGCCAGCACGGCGUCUCAAAGGUAUGACACAACCACACCAUCGGCCAGUCGACAACAAGUGCCGCUCACGGACUACAUUCACAACACGAUGAAGUUCAUUGAUGCUAUUCUCAGCAAGAGCAAUUCAGAUGAUCAUUGUCGUGAGUUUGUGAAUCAGGGCGGUCUCAGACCACUGCUGCAAGUGCUGGCGCUGCCCAACUUACCCGUGGACUGUCCAGUGACGGCAUCCGCGCAGAGCGUGGCCGCCGUUUGCAAGUCGAUCAUGAGUUUGGCCUUUGAGCCCAUGGUGUUGGGCAUUGCGCUGGAGCAUCUGAGUGAGAUUGUGACACGCUUGGAGCCGCUGCAGCGUCGCCUUGAGUGCCCCGGUGGCAGUGUGUUGCUGAGUGAAUUGGCUCACUGUCCGGAUCCUGAGCUUGCGUUCGCUACGCCCGCCUUCACGCCGCUUCUUCAUGCCAUCAGUGCGGCUCACGGGUAUAUUGUGAUGCUGGUGCACGUGUGUCGGACGGGGCAGAACAAUGUGCGCACGGUGUCGCUGCAGAAGUGGGGUCAGGACUCUGAACAGGGCCUGGGCUUGCUGCGUCGUCUUGUGCAGCUAUACACGGCGCUGGUGUGGGAGAGUACACUGCUGUUGGCCCUGUGCACGGAUGACAUCAUCCCGGCGGACUGUGACUUUGGCAAGGAGGAUCUCGAUCGUCUUGUGCGUGACACACCGCCCGCCACUGAUGUGGGUGUGAGCAGUGGCGUGACAAAUGCCAUGGAAAACCUCACGACACGAACGGAGACUGUGAUGGAGAUCGACCUGACGCAAUCGAGUACGGAGAGUGAACAGAGUGAGGUGAGACGACGCAGUGGCGCUAAUCCGACGCAAUUGCGAUACAUCAAUGUCUUGCUGAGUGUCUCAUCGCGUCUCGGCCGUGCAUUGGCGGAGUUGUUUGGGCUGCUGGUGAAGGUGUGCAUGGGUUCGUCAAUACGACAACGCCGUGGUCACAGUAUGCCCACAGUUCCGCCAUGCUUCGUGGAGACAUCAAGGGAAAUAGCUCGUGUGCUGAGCUUCACACUGGUGGAUGGAUUGAGUGUGGAGAAAUUGCCACCGUCACCCUUUCCAAAGAUGAAAUUCACAUAUUUGAUCUGCAGUAUUGGCUUCACCAUGCCAAUGUUAUUCGAUGAGCGUCGCUAUGCCUUCCAUCUCAUGCUGCAGAAGUUCGUGCAGGAAGGUGGACUGAAGGCUUUCUUCGAUGUGUUCACUUGGGCUCUCACCAGUGCCACACCAGAAUUGCCUGACAGCACGGUGGAGUUCAUGAAUGAGUGGCUGACCCUGCUGGAGCGACUCAUCAAUCCAAAGGCCAUCCUUCACAGUCCACACGGACUUCCCACCAGACCUCACUCAUCCACACGUGAUCCGUCAGACUUUGAUAUGUUGCAGUACAUGAUGGAGGUGCAGCGAAGUGCCUUUCACGCCAUCCAACAGUUGCGUAGCGUUGUGGCGAAUAGGCACUACAGCGAUCGUAUGCACGAGUAUAUGCUGGUGAUUCUGAAGCACAUCUUCAAGGCGGAGGCGAUCAUUAAGGAGCGCCAGACUGAGAAUCGUGCUGCUGAGGAAGAGACUGAAGAAUCUGAUGUCGCAUCACGUGUUGUUGUGUCACGCGGUCGUGGCAUUUCUAUAACACGUCGAAAUGAUCAGAGAACUGAGGCGCCGGUGAAUCCUCAGCAUCUCCGUCAACUCAUGGACAUGGGCUUCAGUCAUGAUCACUGCACGGCGGCACUGAGACAAGCCACAUCUGUGGAGCAGGCCACGGAUUUGCUGCUGAGCAUGCCGGACAGACCGACGGAGGCGCGUACAAUGGAUGUGGACAUUGGCGAGGAGGAGCAGUACAUUCAUGCCAUUCUCAUGAGCUUGCGCGACAUGCCGGACAAUCUUGUGGAGGGAAGUGCAAUUGCUGAGGCGCCAGAAGUGGCUAAAGUGGAGCCAUUGGCCACUGAGGAGUUGGAUCGAUUCACAGACAGUGCGGUGUAUGUUUGCCUUCACAUUAUAGACACAAUGCCAUCACUGGUGACCAGAGCACUCGAAUUACUCACCACAAUAGCGAAGCGCAAUGGAGAUAAGUGGCGUGAUGAGAUGCUGAGUGUGAUUUUGGAUGAUGUGAUGAGUUGUCUGGCUUACUAUGAGAAGCAUCUCAAUCGUACAACACCGCGUUUGGCCUUUGUGAAUCUCAUGAGUGACACUGCAUUGUCGGAGAGGACGAACAAUCGUCUCCACUUGUUGCGACUGAUGCUGGAUGGUCAGCAGAGUCACGAAACGCGUUUGCCAACGGCGAAUGCCAUUCUGCGUGCCAACAUGUUGACGCGCAUUUAUGCGGUGAUGGAGCGUCUGGAUCACAGACUCACGCACUUCAACACGGAAGUGAGUGGUCCCAAGUGGUUCCCUCACUUGGCGGUGUUGUUCAAUCAGAUGGAGCAGGUGACUGUGUGGCUGGAGCGACGCGAAGCGAUGCUGAGCACAGCUCCGCACACAUGGCGAUGGUACGACGUGGCCACGGCGCAGUGGAACAAUUUCUCGCCGGCCAAUACACGGACCAUUGCAGACGCUUUUGCGGCUGGUGAGGCGAGUGUGCGCAUCCGGAGUGGACGAUCAAGACUCACCAUCAACUUUGGAUGCAUGUCGCAGUUGAAUGAGGAGACAGGCGCCUAUCAGACUGUCAUUGUGAGUCCAGUGACUUCCACCGCAACGCCUCUGGCUGUGCCACGGGGUCUCGAUCAAUUGGAUGUGACGAUGGUGCUGGAGAUACUCAUUGAUCUGCUUCCACUAUCGGUGGAUGUGGCCGUGAAGCUGGCUCUGAUGCGUGUAGCCCUGCGAGUGACGCGCACGCACGCUCAUGCGAAGUACUUUGCGCAACACGGUGGUGUUGAGGCACUGUUGCGAAUGCGUCACGUGCCCGGACAGCCGUCCUUCCUGCAAAUGGCUCUUUUACUCAUCCGGCACGCCAUCGAGGAGCCGCGCACACUCGAAUUGGCCAUGGAGGCGGUGAUUGGGAGUCGUGUAGUGGCAAAUGUGCCGGCUGGCUAUCGUGAUCUCAUCUACCUAACACGACAGAUCAGUGCUGCUGUGGCACGAUGUCCAGAGACGUACGUGAAGGUGGCAAAGCGUGUACUAAGACUGGAUCCUGCGGGUGUUAGACGUGCACAGCAAGACGAUAGUGAGCCGAGAUUGCUGGUGAAGUUGGCCACAACACCUCAGCAGAAUGCAUCGAAGAACUAUGCUGUGGAGGAUAAAGUGACACACGAUGUCAUCAAUGCCAUUCUAAGUGCAUUGGUAACACCUGAUCCUGACGCCACGUCUCGUCGUGGUUCUGUGGAUGAAGACCGAGUGGCUCCACUGGCGGAUGAGGAAGAUGGCGAUUCAUCAACAGCUGACGAGCGGAUGCCGCGUGCUCGAUCGCCGGGAUGGUUGAGUCAAGUGGCUGCACCGUCAGAGACAGCAGAUGGUGAUCGGCCGUUGCUGUCCAAGAACGUAUUGCUACGCUUUCUCAACGAUCUCGUGCGCUCGUAUCAAACGGUGGCACUCAUUGUGGCGGAAUACAGUGUUGAAGAGACGCCACUCAUCGCCUAUCUUAUUGACACUUUCAUUCCGGGGACAGAAUCAAGGCGCGAUCGUGAGUGUAAUGCGAGUGCUAGGAUGCUGAUUUCUUCACUGGCAGCAAUGUCAAGUGUGGGACGUAUUCAGAGCAUUCUUAUUCACGAGGUGAAGGCGGCUUUGGUGCGCACAUGGCAGAUGACUGACAUGGCGAAGAAGUGUGUGCACAUUCAGCUGCUGGCGCAACUCAUUCCAAUACUUAUUGAGGGCAGCCCACCGGAACCACCCGUGGUGAUGACCACGAGUGGACUGAGGCAGCAAUUGAUGAUGCCAAGGCGUAACAACAUGUUUUACGGGAUGGUGAGACUGAAUUUGAUUGAGGAUCUGGCCAGAGUCACACAGCAAGUUGACUUUGCCAAUCCUCAUGCUAUCGCUACAUUAAAUGCCGCCCUGAAGCCACUGGAGACUCUGCUGAGAUUGACGAAUCAGCCAACAUUGUCGGUUGUGACUCGCAGAAGAGGCGCCACACGUCGGCGUACAGCAACACGUGCUGCUCCACCUGAGGAAUCACAGCAGCGCAAUGUGGAUCUCAUUGUGGAGACAGUGAUGAUGUCUCCGGAGAAUGGAGAGCGUCCUGCGCCCGCUGAAGCACCGCCGGCCAACACGUGGGAAGAGGGUGAGGCGUCCACGUGGCCAGAUCUCUACCAAUUAGAGUCUAGCAGUGAUUCGGAGGAGUCAGAGUCUGGCGGUGGUGAGGAGAAUGCCGAACCGGCGGAUAUGGAGAAUGAGGAAGAGGAGGAGCCAGAGCCUGAGGAAGCGGAGCCAGAGGAGCCAAGUGAUAUUGAUGUGGAUGAAGAGACGCGUCAGUUCAUUGAGAUGUAUGAUCAGCACGUGUACGGUCGAAGAUCGCCGUUUGGCGAGGCGGAACGUGAGCAGGAUGAUGUGAUCAUGAUUCAAUACCCACGCGGAGGUGGCGGUGACAGUGUCGAUGCUGAAGCUCCUGAAAGUGGUGCUGCGGAAACACAACGCGACAGUCCACGUGUUUAUUUCCACACUAUGUACGAGGAUGGCAAUGAGACGAGAACAACGGCGCCCCGUGAAGCGCCAACAACAGCGGCGGGCAAUCUGCAGAUGCUGAUGGGGAGCUCACAAAGUACUCCGCCCGAAGGGAAUUCGGUGCAGAGGACAAAUCGUAUGCGGCGCUAUCAGUAUCUGCGGAGUAUUGCGGCGCGUAAUACCACACAACCCGUUAUACUGCAGAGACUCUUGGGACCGAGUCAGCACACUAGCACCACCGCAACACCAUUCCGGGACGCCACGCGAGUGGUGUUGAUGGACAAUGGCUUCGGGAUCUUCUCACCAAGAGAUACAAAUGGCGAGGAGGGUGCCAUUGAUGUGAUUGACCGGGCGGAUUAUAUGUUUGGACGCUCCUUAUCGGCAUCUCUCAGCAACACACCACCAGUUCUCACAGCCUGGGGAGAUGAGAGUAAGCUUCUGGGCCUAGAGACACAGUCGUAUGUCUGUAUGCAAGCGUGCGAGGACAUUUUGCGUGAACUGGAAGUCUUGCGUGCUGCUGAGGCGGAUAAGGUAGCGGCGAAGCGCAAGAAGGCGCAGCCAAAGGCACCCCCAGCAGCAAAUGGUGUGAGCGAGGGUGGAACUGAGGUUGCCACUGUGCCGGAGAUUCGUGUGACGACAGAACAACCAGAGGUGAUCUUGCGCACCACGACAGCCUCGCUGCCGCACGUUGCCGAGGAGGAGGCGGUUGAAGAGCAACAAGAUGGCAUUCAAGUGAUCCUCAUGACACGCACCACGGAUGAUAAUGAGGCCGAGAGGCGUUUCUCAGCGGAGGAACCACGCCCGGCAUCGCCAUCCAGUGAUGAGGAGGCCAGUGAUGAUGCACUGCUUAAUAAUAGUUUACAACUCAUGUCUCCAGCGCAGGAUGAUGAGGAUGAGGAGGACGAGGCGGAGGAGGAGGAGGCCGAGGAGGAAGCUGAAUCUGAGGCGGAAGAAGAGGGACAGGCUGGUCAAAAUGCCGCCAGUGCGACAGAAUCCACACCGCCACCAAUGGAAGAUGCACCACAGGAUGAUUUGAGCAAUGUGCCGGCGGGCAUUGAUCCCAGUUUCCUAGCCGCAUUGCCGGCGGAGAUGCGACAUGAAGUGAUUGAGGAGCACUUGAGAGUGGAGAGGAAUCGCGAGGAGGCGCAACGAAAUGCAGCACAGCAGAACCACGCAAUAGCGGAGAUCAAUUCGGAGUUUCUGGCGGCGCUGCCGCCCAACAUUCAGGAGGAAGUGUUGGCGCAGCAGCGGAUUGACUUGCGUCAGCAAGCCGCCGCUACAGCAAAUCCAAAUGAUCCCGUGGAUGCGGCGGCGUUCUUCCAAAACCUCUCACCGGCCCUGCGACAGAGCAUCCUGAGUGACAUGGAAGACAGUCAGAUUUCAGUGUUGCCACCGGAAUUGGCUGCUGAGGCGCAAAAUUUGCGUCGUGAUUGGCAAUUGAUGCAGGAACACGUGAUGAAUUUGCUGGGCGGCGCGUCCAGUAGUUCAUCAUCAACAGUUUUGAGAUAUCGUGGGCGAGAUGCAGCGCCACGAUCACGUCUACGCGGCGGUUGGGGUGGUCAUCUGCAGAGUCUGGGUGAGCAAGCGUCGGGUGAAGGUGUUGUAACGAUUUUGGGCCAACACAGCAACACAAUGGAUCGUCCAGGGAAUGCAUUUCUGGACCAAGAAGCCCUGACAUCUCUCCUCGUGCAGCUAUUCAUUGAUGCACCAAAGUUCAAUGUUAUGCGCUUCCAUCGGGUGGUGAGGAAUUUGUGCUUCCAUUCGCCAACUAGGCUUUGGAUAAUUCGCGCUCUGCUUGCCAUUAUGGAGAGAACAGGCGAACGAGUUGCUUUGGCACUGAGACGUCCUGAGACACGAAAACGUGGUCCGAAGUGUGCCACAAAGCAGGAGCGUCCAACGUGGCUCAACAUUCGUUUGGAUCCGGCACUUGGAAGUCGCGCCAAUGUCUUUAUCUACAGCGAAGCAACAACUCGUCAGCGUCGGCUGUUGCUCCAUCCUCAAGCGGCCACGUAUGCUUGUCGUCAUGCUCUGGAUUUGCUCACACUGCUGGCAAAGACAUUUGCUGUGAACUUCAUGCCGCGCUCCGAACGUCCUGACGAGGCGGGUCCCAGUCGUGCGCAACCACAGGAUGAUUUCUGGGAUAUUGUGGCCAAGCUGGAUGCGCCAGGUGGUCGCGUGGCACCGCCGGAGCCACAACGUCGCGGUGCACGUCCGAAGCCGACUCCUAUUGUGUUUGCCGAGAUGGAUGCUUACACGCUGGAAGAGGCGCCGUUCGGACGACUGGUGGCCAUGCUGGAGGCGGGAAAUAUACGCAAAAGUCGUCCACUGACGGACAAACUACUGCGACUGCUGGCGUACGUGAGCAUAGCGCUGCCGAAGGAGGUAAAAGACACUCCUCCGCCGCCUUUCGUUGCCACGUACAGCGAACGACUGCUGUCAACGAUAGUGGAUGUGCUGUCGCACAAGUCAUGCUCCGAGGAGGGUUUAGAUGAUGUGGCCACGCUUCUGAGCAAUCUCAGCCAAUGCAGUGGCGCCAUGAGAGAGAGCAUUGUACAGCUACUGGUGGAGGCGGUGGGUGAAUUGGCGCAGCGACUGGAGGAGCAAAUUAGGAGAUUGAUUGAGGAAUUGCUGGAGACUGACUUGUAUCCAACAUCUGGCGAUCCGUCUCCUGAUGAGCCGUCACGUCGUGGCACGCUGCAGGAUCGUUUCACGCGUGAAAUGGUGGUUGUGUCGUCAGAGGGAAGACCCAGGCCGGCCGGUGAUCUGCAACUGCCAAGCAUGGCACCGCUGGUGGUGAAGGCGAGCAAUCAGACAUUCUUCUUGCGCACGCUCAAGAUCAUCUUCCAAGUGCGUAAAGUGGAAAGUGAGGGCGGAACACCUCUGGGUGAUGCCCUGACACUGGACACUCUGUGGCAGGCUCUGAGUGAUUGUCUGGAGUUGUUGAAGCAGUCACACGAUCAACACGCUGUGCUAGUGUUCCAGGCCGCCGUGGAGGCCUUCUUUCUCACGCAUGCACCAUCGAAGCGGAGUGAGGGUGGAGCUGAUGCUCCGCUUGACGUUGUAUCGCCCAUGUCGCCCAUCGCGCACGAUCUGGAACUGCCACGAGUGCGCGGUGAGGCAUCACCGGCAGCAUCGCCGGGUGGGCAUCACGGGAAGUUCCUGAAGUUUGCUGAGAAGCACAGAACUGUGCUGAAUCAAAUCCUGCGACAGUACACGACACACUUGGCUGACGGUCCAUUCGCUGUGCUUGUGGAUCACACGCGAAUUUUGGACUUUGAUGUGAAACGACGAUACUUCCGUACAGAACUGGAGAGAUGCGACGAAGGGAUAAGACGUGAGGAGUUGGCUAUUCACGUGAAUCGCAUGAAUGUGUUUGAGGACUCCUUCCGUGAGUUGUACAGAAGAAAUCCGGAAGAGUGGAAAAACCGUUUCUACAUUGCAUUUGAAGAUGAGGAGGGCCAGGAUGCCGGUGGUCUCCUGCGUGAGUGGUACGUGAUUAUAUCACGUGAGAUCUUCAAUCCAAACUAUGCUCUCUUCACUGUGUCACCCGGAGAUCGGGUAACGUACAUGAUCAAUCCAUCUUCGCAUGCAAACUCAAAUCAUCUGUGCUACUAUAAAUUCGUUGGACGAGUUAUUGCCAAAGCCAUUUACGACAACAAAUUGCUGGAGUGUUACUUCACGCGUUCGCUGUACAAGCACAUCUUGGGCAUUCGCGUGAAGUACACGGACAUGGAGAGUGAGGACUAUGACUUCUACAAGGGUCUCGUGUUCCUGAAGGAGAACAAUAUCACGGCGCUUGGGUGUGAAUUGACUUUCUCGCUGGAAGUGCAGGAGUUUGGCGUGACGGAAGUGAGAGAUCUCAUACCGAAUGGUCGAAACAUUGCCGUGACGGAGGAGAAUAAGCUCGAGUACAUUAGACUGGUGUGUCAGCUGAAGAUGAGUGGAUCGAUAAAGCAACAGCUCAAUGCUUUCCUCGAUGGCUUCUAUGAUAUCAUCCCAAAGCGACUGAUUGCUAUCUUCAAUGAGCAAGAACUUGAAUUGCUUAUUUCUGGUCUGCCGAAUGUCGACAUUGAGGAUUUGCGGGCCAACACAGAGUACCAUAAAUACAGUCCAUCGUCCAUACAAAUUCAGUGGUUUUGGCGCGCUCUGCGAAGCUUCGAUCAGGCAGAUCGGGCAAAGUUCUUGCAAUUCGUCACGGGAACGUCAAAGGUGCCGCUGCAGGGCUUUGCGGCGCUUGAGGGCAUGAAUGGCAUCCAGAAGUUCCAGAUUCACCGUGACGACCGAUCGACUGACCGUCUCCCCUCGGCUCACACAUGCUUCAAUCAACUCGACCUGCCCGUGUACAAGACGUACGACAAGCUGCGGGAGUGCCUGCAGAAGGCUAUCCACGAGUGCAGCGAGGGAUUCGGGUUCGCCUAGGCGCUGUGAUAGACAGAGACUGCGAUGCUGUGACGGGGUGGGAAGGCGCGCGUUCAUUCCACUCCCCCGCGUUUCCUCCGCGUGGGGGCGGUUUGACAAAAACAAGAUGAAAAAAAACAAAGUGAGGAAAGAGAAACCUGUGUUUGCAAUAUAAAUUGCCUCUGUUUUGCAAGUUUAGGCAUAUCUGAUGGCCCUUCCGGUGGUUUUUAUUUUUUAACUAGAUUGGACUGUAAUUUUCCUUCAAAUUGUAGGUGCAAUUCCCAUCAUAGUCAUGCGCAGGGUUCUUUUUUAACAAUAAAAACUGCUUUUCUCCACGUU